Molecule: messenger RNA, 1634 nt
Organism: Lucilia sericata (common green bottle fly)
Lineage: Eukaryota; Metazoa; Arthropoda; Insecta; Diptera; Calliphoridae
Exons: 5
Coding region: 520-1299 (259 amino acids)
Cellular component (GO): extracellular region
Molecular function (GO): chitin binding
Source: RefSeq, a predicted model, not a curated record
UCAUGACGAGCAAAAAGAGUCUUGUCCAAAUGACACAAUUUCUUCAAGUCAUCCUUUCGUGGGGGACUGUCAAAAGUUUAUUUUUUGUUUCUAACGGAAUAUGUUAUGUAAAAAAUGUGCUUAUGGCACAGCAUUCGAUAAAUAUCGAUUAUUUUGCAAGCAGAACCAUAGAGCAGAAUGUGACUACUGGAAUACAACCAAUUGCAAUGCACCUCAAUUAUCUGGAAAUAAUGCAAGUGAUAUUUUAUGUUCUCAGCUGUCAAAUGGACUAUAUCCAUAUCCUUUUGAUAAUUACUAUUACAUAAAUGUGUACCAGCAAAAACCUUUAUAAAAAAUUGUCCUUACGGUAAAAAUUUUAGUACCACAAAAGGAAAAUGUGUAUCAGUUCAUAAACCACAAUUCGAGAAUUUAGACAAUAAUGAUCUAUAUAAAUUUUUACAUGGAUGUCCUCUUGAUAAGAGAGGUAAAUAUUUGUAUCCAUAUACUCCCAGAAAAUAUAUAAAAUGUGUUUGGGGCCAGAUGAAAGUACUAGACUGUGAUCCCUUGGAAGUAUUUAGUAUCAGCCAAGGUACCUGCUUACCUGAAGAGCAGGUACCACAUGGCGAUCAUGUCGCUUUACCAACAACUAAACCAAUUUAUACAAAUGGUCCUGCCAAGUACAAUGAUACCAUCGACUGUCCAAUAGAGUUAUUUGGAUUAUAUCCACAUCCAUUUAAUAAUCAGAAAUAUUUGAAAUGUGUUUAUGGGCGAUUAUAUGAGAAAACCUGUUUUACCGGUUAUGUUUAUAACAUUUUUACAAAAUUUUGUGAAAGAAACGAAACUAAUUUGUUUAAAAUGUUGCCACCUACUGGGAACAAUAACACUGACAAAUCAAAAGUUGAAAUACGAACGAAAGAUGGUUCUACUUUCCUAAAAUGUCCUAAAGAUUUAGAUGGUACUUUUAUACAUCCUUUUUAUUGUGACAAAUACAUAAUAUGUUCUCCUUUUGGCACCAAUAUAAGAAACUGUCCUAUUGGCAAUGUUUUCAAUUUUCAUAAAGGGACCUGUGGCUUAAAGAGUGAGCUGAAGGACCAAUAUCAUGUGGAGUGCAUAGAAAAUAAUGAAAAUUCGGAAGAUAAAAAUACCUUGGGCGUAUAUUGUGAACCAAAAGGUAACAAGACUUAUCCACAUCCUACAAAUUGGCAUAAAUUUAUUCUUUGCUCAGAUGGGAAACUGCUUGUUCGAUGGUGUCCAAAAAAUAAAUUUUUUGAUUUAGAAUCCCGCAAAUGUAUUAAUGACUCCAACGAAAUUGAAGAGUAAUAGGGCUACAUAUCAAAUUUAUAAUGAUUAGAUAAAUGAAAUAUACAAUCUUAUUUAGUUCCUAACUGUUUCUGAUUAAUUGUUAUUUCUGAAAUGCUUUAUUUACAUGAUAGCAAUGUUAUAUUGUUCUUUUUUCAUAAAAUACUUAUAUGUUAAUUAUUUGUAUAGUUUAUUUAAUAUUUGUCUUAUUUUAAUCUUAUUUGACAUUCUGAGUAAUUGUUUAUUUAAAAACAUAAUAACAUUUUUUUUGGAGUCAAGAGUUAUUUAAAUAUAUGCACUUAGGAGUAAGUACAUACAAUUAAAUGUAGAAGUCACUGAAAAUAAAAUGAUAUACA